This is a messenger RNA of Prunus armeniaca (apricot), 174 nucleotides long. NCBI's taxonomy places the organism in Eukaryota, Viridiplantae, Streptophyta, Magnoliopsida, Rosales, Rosaceae. The record is from the annotation of a GenBank genome assembly.
AUGGGGAUAGUGAGCAAGGCAGGGGAUUGGGCAUUCAAGGCCUUCACUGCGGGCCUGGGAAUCACCACCAUAUACCUCACCGCCACUUUCUCUGCAAAUGUCUACAAAGGCCUCGCUUGGCACAACGCUCAAUCGAAAAUCGAAAAAGAGCAGUCUGCUGAACAAGCCCCGUAG